AAACUACCUACGAUUUGUGUUUUCAGGUUUGAGUUUUAUCGAUACAAAAAAAAGUAAAUUAAAAGAUGGAGACGGUAUUAGUAGUCAUAAUUUAGAAGUGUGGAAAUUACUGCUUUCAACAUUGAAAGAAGAUAUUAAGAAUAUUAUGAAUAAUGAGAUGACAGAAGCAGUGAACUAUCUAUCAAUUUUAGAUAAUAUAAUAUCAUUAUUGAAUGAAAAUAAUAUCCCUAGUUCAACAGCAUUAUUUUUUCGGAUAUAUUUCUUAGACCCUGACAAGCAUGCUACUAUAGAGAGUAAAUUAAAAUCAUUGUCACCAAAAAACAAAAUAUGGGAGUCAAUUGAAAAUGAUAAUAUGUAUAACAAAAAUAUUUCUAUGCAUUAUUACUUAAUGUUCUCUAUUUUUGGAAAAGAAGUUAAGGAUAGAGUGGUAAAUAUAAUUAAAGCAAUUCAAAGGCCGGUCUUAUGCGUCGAAGAUAGAUUAUUAAACUAUGAAGCAAAUAAAUUGGCAUUGGAAAUGUUUCAAGAUUGCCUGGAUGAAAAUACUGAAUGGACAUCUAGUCAUAAUAUUGUAUGUAAAGAACUUAAUGAUCUUAAAAAAACAAAUAGAGUCUUGAUUAAAACAAUAAUUCCCAAAUUAACUACUGAGCACUAUGCUGAGCGUCAUAAGCAAAACCCAAUAAAAGAGCUUUAUAUAAGUCUAUCAACACCAGAUAUGAUGAUUAAUGAGAAGAUAUUGCAUGUAAUUGUGACUGCGGCAAUAGACUACAUCGAUACAAAUUCAAAUAAAUAUAAGAAAAUUAAAGAAAAUAUCAAACUUGCAAUCAAGUUUCUGAAACAUUACGCCGAAGGUCAAGAGCAAAAACUAAACGAUGAAGAAAAAACCUACAUUUUGGACGAAGAAAAUAUACCUGAACAAGACGUUAUUAAUUAUGAUACAAAAGAACAUAUGGACGUAGUGUACAAUACAUAUUAUUCAAAUAAAGAUAUCAGAAUAAAGAACAUUUUUAUUGCCUUUAAGUGGUUAGCUGAAUUGAACGGAGUACUUAGUAAUAAUUCGGAAACUGAUAUUUUACAGUAUCAAAUAGAAUUAAAAUCAUCAAUAGAUAAAGCAACUAAAUUUGUAAAAGGUUACGAUUGUAUUUUUUAUAAUGAAGAUCAUUUGAAUUAUUUGAGAGUUAAACGGAAAGCCAAAAUUCUAGCACCCAUUAGUCGUUGGGAAGCUUCUAAUUGGGCUGGUGGUUGGAUAUCCAGUAAACGAAAUAAAAUUACAUUGAAAAUGUUAAACUGUACAACAUUAAAUGAUAAACAGAUAGAAAUAUAUGUUAAUAUGAUGUAUCCUGCUGAGUAUGAUACAAUGUACUCAUAUAUAAAAGAUGCUAUCGAUGAAGUGGUCAUUAGUUCCGAGGAUCGAGUGAGAAAUAUGGAAGCUCAUGAACUAUUUAGUAAGUAUUUGAUGCAGCGCAAUAGAAAUGCAAUUGAGAAGGUAAAUCAUUUAAUUUGUAUUAUGUUUAAAAACUUAUUUAAUAAUUUAUCAAAACUAUGUUUCGUUUAAGCGUUAAAAUAUAAU
Molecule: messenger RNA, 1567 nt
Organism: Acyrthosiphon pisum (pea aphid)
Lineage: Eukaryota; Metazoa; Arthropoda; Insecta; Hemiptera; Aphididae
Exons: 9
Coding region: 146-1552 (468 amino acids)
Source: RefSeq, a predicted model, not a curated record